This is a messenger RNA of Pristis pectinata (smalltooth sawfish), 4329 nucleotides long. It is a transcript of the gene itih2, whose product is annotated as inter-alpha-trypsin inhibitor heavy chain 2. The record is from RefSeq and is a predicted model, not a curated record. Gene Ontology annotation, molecular function: serine-type endopeptidase inhibitor activity. Bases 52 to 2892 code for a protein of 946 amino acids. Gene Ontology annotation, biological process: hyaluronan metabolic process. NCBI's taxonomy places the organism in Eukaryota, Metazoa, Chordata, Chondrichthyes, Rhinopristiformes, Pristidae. The transcript is spliced from 21 exons.
UCAGAUCCAAACUUGGUCUCAGUGACCUCAGCGUGAGAGCAUCAGUGCAAUAUGAAACACCUUGUCCUUUUCGUCUGGCUCUUGUUCAUCUCUGAAGCACAAAGUCUUGAAAUAAUCGCAGGUGACUUUACUGAACUGAAUGGCUUUGGAGUUCCUGAAUCUGAUAAACUUGGAGGUGGUCCUCUUGUCAACAUAAACACAUAUGGAAAACGCCAUAAGAGAAGUAAAGAUGGAGGAGACAAAGAGGAGGAUCACACUGAUGACCAGAUCGUCAUUCAAAGUUACAAAGUUAAGUCCAUCAUCACUUCACGCUUUGCUGAAACAGUCUUUAGCACGAAGGUCCACAACAAGGAAUCAAGUGCACAGAAUGUGGAAUUCAACUUAAGGAUUCCCAAGGGAGCGUACAUCACGAAUUUCACAAUGACUGUGAACGAUAUAACAUUUGUUGGAUCUGUGCAGGAAAAGAAUUUUGCCAAGAGACUUUAUGCAGAAGCAAGAGCUAAAGGAAAAACUGCUGGGAUUAUUAGGACAAAUGGCCCUGAGAUGGAAAACUUCAAAGUUGAUGUGAAUGUCCCUGGAGGAAGCAAAAUCAGUUUUGAGCUGCACUGCCAAGAACUGUUACAGCGAAGACUGGGAUUUUAUGAGCAAAUUAUUAUACUUCAACCAGGAAGCUUGGUGAAGCAAUUCCAGGUUGAUGUCUACAUUUUUGAGCCACAAGGUAUCACCUACCUUGAAGCGCCUAAUAAACUUGGAGCACAGUUUGAUGGACUCAUCCACAUAACAAAAGGGGAGAAUAAGGCUCAUCUUACCUUCAAGCCAACUGUGGACCAACAAAGGAAAUGCCCGGGCUGUCCUGACACGGCUAUUGAUGGCAGCAUCGUUGUGAAAUAUGAUGUGAAACGGGAGCUCAAUGGAGGGACCCUUCAGAUUUCUGAUGGUUAUUUUGUUCACUUCUUUGCUCCGAUCAAUCUGCCACCACUUCUGAAAAACAUUAUCUUCGUCAUUGAUGUCAGUGGUUCAAUGUGGGGAAUCAAAAUGAAGCAGACCGUUGAAGCCAUGGAAACCAUCCUGGAUGAUUUGCGUCCUCAAGACCAAUUCACCAUCAUCGACUUCAACCACCAUGUCCGGUUUUGGAACCAACACCUGAUCCCAGCCACUCCGGUCCAGAUUGCUGAUGCCAAAAAAUACAUUCAGAAAAUCCAGCCCAAUGGCGGAACAAACAUCAACGAAGCAAUCCUCUCAGCCAUUCGUAUAUUAACGGAAGCUGAUAGCCAUGGUCUGCUGGAUCCUCGAUCUGUGUCACUGAUUAUUAUGGUUUCAGAUGGAGAUCCCACUGUGGGUGAAAUUAAACUGAGUACCAUCCAGAGGAAUGUCAGGAGACAAAUGCAGGAAGAUUUCUCCCUCUUCUGCCUUGGAAUUGGCUUUGAUGUGGACUACGAUUUCUUGGAGAGGAUUGCCCUCGAAAACCGAGGGGGAGCCCGGCGCAUUCAAGCAAAUGUCAAUGCAUCCAGCCAACUGAAGGAUUUCUACGAAGAGGUUGCCACUCCAGUGCUGAGAAAGAUUGACGUGCACUAUGGUGGUGAAAAUGUAACAGAUGUGACACAAAACAGCUUUGACAAGUAUUUCAGCGGCUCUGAACUAAUUAUUGCAGGAAGACUGACAAGCAAGGAUCCUUCAAUCUUACAAAGUCUGGUGUCAGCAAGCUCCGCAAGCAAUGAGCUACAAUUUGAGGUGGAGUCCCCAACAGACGAGCUUGACAAAAUUCUGGCAAAGCACCAAUAUGUCCUUCCCCAUUUUACAAAGCAACUUUGGGCCUACCUUACCAUUCGCCAGCUGCUUGCUGAGAGGGCAUUGGCUCAAUCCAGCAUACAGAAGAGGAAUAUUACAAGCAGAAUUUUAACCCUUGCUCUGGUUCACCACUUUGUCACCCCUGUAACCUCCAUGUUGGUGGAAAGCGAGGAGACUGGGCAAAGGCUGCUGGCAGAUUCUCCCAGGGACACCAGGAAUGGAUGCUGUACAGGAACACCUGUCAUUGGGAAGAAGAAACCACCUACUCUAUUUCCAAAACAACCUGAUUUAAUUUCUACUGCUCCCCCUGAACAAGCAACAGGCGUAAUUGAAUCGCAGAUAAAACCUGUCACUUCAGUUGAUAACGAUCCACACUUCAUCAUUCACCUGCCCAAAAGUAAACAAGUCAUUUGCUUCAAUAUUGAUCCACAGCCUGGAAAAAUUCUGAGCCUGGUGUCAGAUCCAAUCCAAGGCAUUGCAAUCAAUGGUAAAAUUAUCAGUGGAAAGAAAGCCAAAAAUAAGAAGUUGAACACCUACUUUGGAACAAUCGGGCUCCAUUUCACCAAAUUGAACCUAAGUUUUGAGAUCAGCACGGAGAAGAUUCGUUUGAAGGAUGGGAAUCAUAAAACUUUCCUUCAGUGGUCUGAGAACGCUAUGUUGACUCAUGCUAGUUUUGUUGUCAGAGUGAAAAAAAAUAGUAACGUCAUAAUCACCAUGGGCGAAGAUAUGGUCUUCUUGAUUUUACUUCACCGGGUCUGGAAAAAUCAUCCGACCAAUGUGGACUUCCUGGGAUUUUACACUCCUCCCACGAACAAGUUCUCAGCAAGUGUCCAUGGAUUGAUUGGUCAGUUCACCCAUGAACCAGAAGUAAAUGUGUACAACUUGCAUGCCAGCUUGGACCCAAGUAAGCCACAAGCCACUAUGGAAGUGAAAGGACACAAAAUUACUGUAACCAGGGGGUUGCAGAAAGACUAUAGGAUGGAUGCAGUAAAUGGAACAAACAUCCAGUGCUGGUUUAUCCAUAACAGUGGGAAAGGAUUUAUCGAUGGACAUUUUAAAGACUACCUAGUCCCACACCUUCACAGCUUCUUGGAGCGUCCAUGAGUGGUUUUAAGACACUGCAAAAGGUAGAUAUAUAGGAAUAUCAGCAGCACAGAAAAAUAAAUGCAAGCUAAUUGUGUGUGUAAAUCAGCAUUAUUAAACAUUGUCAUUGAAUAGUUUCAGGAAUGUUGCCUUGAAAUAGUAAUAGUAAAAUCAGUAUUGCCCCCCUUUGUGCUACUGUCUCAUAACCUUUUCAUAUACAUUUGUAUCAAUAUUACCACAAGCAAACAUUUAAGUAUUAAAGGGACAGAGGGUCUGUAAUACAGGGUUUACCAUGGUCAGGAGUGGCUUAAAUGUGGAGGUGGAAUACAUAAUGGUUUUAAAAUGUUAAAUUUUCUAGUUUGACAUGUUCUGAAAUCAAACAAUAGAAAUGCAAUGCUGCUGACUGUGGUAAAUUUUUUUUUAAAAAAAUUCACCUAAGUAGUGUUUUUACUCCCCCCCCCUUAUCUUACCAAGAAAUUAAGGUACUUUAUGAAAAAUGAUUUUAGUACAAGCACUGGUUCUUUGAACAGCUAAGUUAUUCCACGCAUGUUCCAUGAUAUCUGCUCUAAAAAUAAACUGUAUCCUAUCAAAAUGUUAGUGUCUUCCGUCCUCACUGGACACCUUACUUUUCCAGACCAAGUAAAUAGUUAACAAUGAGUAUAUUUACAAUAUCUGGCUGAGCAAAAAUUAAACAAAUUCUGGUUGAUAGCAUUAUCAAAAUUGUUCAGCCAUUGACUACCACAGAAAAUCCAAUGUUGUUAGAAGCUGCCUUAGAAAAACAGCACAAUUCAGGCCCUUCGGCCCACAAAGCUAUGCCAAACAUGUCCCUGCCCUAGAAAUUACCAGGCUUACCCAUAGCCCUCUAUUUUACUCAGCUCCAUGUACCUAUCUAACAGUUUCUUGAAAGACCCUAUCGUAUCAGCCUCCACCACUGUUUCUGGCAGCCCAUUCCAUGCACUCACCACUGAGUAAAAAAACUUACCCCUGACAUCUCCUCUAUAGCUACUUCCCAGCACCUUAAACCUAUGUCCUCUUGUGGCCACCAAUUCAGCCCUGGGGAAAAGCCUCUAAUUAUGUACCCGAUCAAUACCUCUCAUCAUCUUAUACACCUCUAUCAGGUCCCCCCAUCAUCCUCCGUCUCUCCAAGGAGAAAAGGCCGAGUUCCCUCAGCCUGCUUUCAUAAGGCAUGCUCUGCAUUCCAGGCAGCAUCCUUGUAAAUCUCCUCUGCACCCUCUCUAUGGCUUCCACAUCUUUCCUGUAGUGAGGUGACCAGAACUGAGCACAAUACUCCAAGUGGGGUCUGACCAGGGACCUAUAUAGCUGCAAUAUAAUAAUAGCUAUAUAGAUGAAAUAUUGUGGUGCAGAAUUAACACUGGUGAAUUCCAUGAAGACUUUUUCCAAAUGCUUGUGAUUAAAAUUUUUAAGCAGCACAUACUGAAUAAAGACUGUGUCCAACAA